Molecule: messenger RNA, 980 nt
Organism: Suillus plorans
Lineage: Eukaryota; Fungi; Basidiomycota; Agaricomycetes; Boletales; Suillaceae
Exons: 5
Coding region: 72-980 (302 amino acids)
Source: RefSeq, a predicted model, not a curated record
AACAGCUGUGGGGCUUCCGUCGUCAGCGAGAACAUCGGGGUGCUUGGCGUCAAGCUUAAGCAAGUACGCCUAUGGAUCAAUGCGAAAUAGAGCAGGCUAAAGAGUGCAAUGCAGAUGCCAUGCUGCAAGCGUUCCUACAACGCGCUUCUUCCACUCUCGAGACUAAGCAGCCAGACCUCCUGCCAAGGUGCCUCAAGGCAGUUCUGCCGGUUUGCAACGGACAGGCUUCAACUGCGUUAGUAAAGUCUUCUGACGUCGCGACAGCCCUCAACGAAUACCCAGCAGCAGUUCUGUCUUUGGGCUUCACUGCCGCUCAGCCUUCCUCGGGCGGGUCCAGCUCCAAGCGCAAGGUCACGGACACUUUGGAAUCCGCCACGAAAAAAUCCAAGAUGAACCCCGAUGACACGGACGCAGAUCUAGAUGUCACCGUCCAGACAGGUCUGUACGCUGCCGAAAUUUUUGCGGCCAAUCUUGGAGUCAAUUACCUUAACAUUAUCGUCGUCGACGAUGUGAUUUGGACUUGGUAUUAUGAUCGCCAGGGCACCGUUCAAAGCUCUGGCAUUAAUGUUAUCCAAGAUCUCCCACGAUUCAUGGUGCUGUUGUGUGCUUUACGACGCUUCAAGGAUAAAGAACUCGGAAGGGUAGAUCUGUUGCUUCACAGCAGCCACGACGACAGAGUGACGUACUACGGACCCCAAGGACGGGUCACCAACUUGGUUGCUAUCACUAGCGAGGCACUCAUGAAGAAAUACGGUAACCUCCGGGAUGGGAUGGUGGCCAAGAUAUUUUUGGGAAAGGUAAAUCGCACUAGCGAGUCGGAGAUCCUGAAAAAGGUCCAAGACCAUGUUCCUGAGCUCCUUUGGCACCACACGUUUACGAAUCCCGCAUCUGUCAUCCGGGAAGUGCUGGGUGUUCCAGACUCUACCACGGGCAGUCGCGUGCUCUACAUUCUUCUGGAGAGGGUCAACAAGGCAAAGUGA